This is a messenger RNA of Bombus pascuorum, 612 nucleotides long. RefSeq lists its product as uncharacterized. The record is from RefSeq and is a predicted model, not a curated record. The transcript is spliced from 4 exons. The coding region runs from base 118 to 612 and encodes 164 amino acids. Lineage: Eukaryota; Metazoa; Arthropoda; Insecta; Hymenoptera; Apidae.
UUGGAUCUAUUACUGAGAAAGAAUUGAAGUUUGCAAACAUCUUUAUUUUAUGAUCGCUUCACUGUCACCAAUCAACAUUUAACCCUAAGAUAACAAUUUUACGAUUAAAUUAACGAUAUGAACACGGAUGUUUGUCAAGAUAAUGUACCAAGAUUUGAAAAACUAGCUAAACCAAAAAAAAGAAUCGAUAAAACCAGUAACUACAAUGCCUUUAAUGUAAAACGUGGAGCCUUAUCUUAUCAAAUUACGGAUUCGUUAAACAAAUUAGCCCAACCUAAACGAAAACCAGGCACAAAUGUAUCUAAUAUAUCCAACUUUAAAAGUUCUCCCAUAAAUACAGUGAAACAAGGACAUCAUAAAUUGAUAAAUAGCAGCGAACAAUCGAAGGACGCGCAAGAAUCGAGGAAGAAGAGGUUUUUACUGGAUACUUAUGCUCGUAUCACCGCGGCUAGGAAUAAAGGAUGUUCAAAACGAUUGCAUGAACUCGCGAAACCGAAAAGUUACAUGAGUCGUACCGAGCCAUACGAUGAUUUCGAGAAUUACUUGCAAAUGAUGAAAAAAUGUAACGCGAAAUCCACGUUUCAGGAAAAAAAGAUAACUCAUAAUCCAUAA